AUGGCCUCCAACCACGCCAAGGCUGAGAAGCGCUCCAGCGCCGACGUGGAAGAGUUUUCCCGCAAGAAGGCCAAGAAGACGACGACCGAGGUGGACGCCGCCGCAGACAGAGUCAACCCAUACCUCGCCCACAUGCACGACGACGACGACCAGGCCAACGGCUAUGGCCCCCUCGCGGGCAUGAGGCGUCACAAGACGACCGCCGCGGAGGCCUCAAAGGCCGAGGACGCUGCCAUCAAUCCCUUCACCGGACGGUCGCAUUCACAGCAGUACUUUCGGAUCCUGGAAACGCGGCGAGAUCUCCCCGUUCACAAGCAGAGGCAAGAGUUCCUCGACAAGUACCACUCGACGCAGAUCCUCGUCUUCGUCGGUGAGACUGGUUCGGGAAAGACGACCCAGAUCCCCCAAUAUGUCGUCUUCGACGAGCUGCCCCAGCAGACGGGCAAGCUCAUUGCCUGUACCCAGCCCCGUCGAGUCGCCGCCAUGUCCGUCGCGCAGCGUGUCGCCGACGAGAUGGACGUCAACCUGGGCGAGGAGGUCGGUUACAGCAUUCGUUUCGAGGACAUGACGGGUCCCAAGACGAUGCUCAAGUACAUGACGGACGGUAUGCUGCUUCGCGAAGCCAUGCACGACCACGAAAUGUCUCGGUACAGCUGCAUCAUUCUCGACGAAGCCCACGAAAGGACCCUUUCUACCGACAUCCUCAUGGCGCUGCUGAAGCAAAUAUCGAUGCGACGAUCAGACCUGAAGAUCAUCAUCAUGUCCGCCACCCUCGACGCCCAAAAGUUCCAAAAGUACUUUAACGACGCUCCGCUCCUCGCUGUGCCUGGUCGCACGCACCCUGUCGAGAUCUUCUACACCGCCGAACCCGAGAAGGACUACGUCGAGGCCGCUAUCCGCACCGUUCUUCAAAUCCAUGCCUCUGAGCCCGAGGGUGAUGUGCUCCUGUUCCUGACAGGAGAGGACGAAAUCGAAGACGCAUGCCGCAAGAUUAGUCUCGAGGCGGACGAGUUGACGAGAGAGGUCGACGCCGGUCCUCUUGCGGUAUAUCCGCUCUACGGCACGCUGCCACCGCACCAGCAGCAACGCAUUUUCGACCCUGCCCCUGGUCCGGCGCGGAAGGGAGGCCGGCCGGGACGCAAGAUCAUCGUCUCGACCAACAUUGCCGAAACCAGUUUGACCAUUGACGGUAUCGUCUACGUUGUCGAUCCCGGAUUUAGCAAGCAGAAGAUCUACAACCCGCGAAUUCGCGUAGAGUCCCUGCUCGUGUCGCCAAUCUCCAAGGCUUCGGCCCAGCAGCGCGCCGGUCGUGCUGGUCGUACCAAGCCCGGAAAAUGCUUCAGGCUCUACACUGAGCACGCUUUCAAGAAGGAGCUCAUCGAGCAGACCUACCCGGAGAUUCUGCGGUCCAAUCUGGCCAACACGGUCCUCGAGCUGAAGAAGCUCGGCGUUGAGGACCUCGUUCACUUUGAUCUCAUGGACCCGCCAGCCCCCGAGACCAUGAUGAGGGCGCUGGAGGAACUCAACUAUCUCGCCUGCCUGGACGACGAGGGCGAGCUGACGACGCUAGGCAGUCUGGCGUCAGAGUUCCCGCUGGACCCCGCUCUGGCCGUGAUGUUGAUCUCGUCGCCCGAGUUCUAUUGCUCCAACGAGAUUCUCUCAAUCACGUCGCUGCUGUCGGUGCCUCAGAUCUGGAUCCGGCCUGCCAACAACCGCAAGAGGGCGGACGAGAUGAAGGCCCACUUCAGCCAUCCCGACGGAGACCACCUGACCCUUCUCAACGCCUACCACGCCUUCAAGGGCCAGGGCACCACGGAUGCGGGCCGCCUCAAGCAGUGGUGCCAUGAGCACUUCCUUUCCUUCCGGCAUUUGUCCAGCGCGGACAGCGUCCGGGCCCAGCUCAAGCGUAUCAUGGAGACGCACGGGCUGGAGCUCAUCUCGACUCCGUUCGAGGACAAGAGCUACUACACCAACAUCCGGCGGGCCCUAUUGAGCGGCUUCUUCAUGCAGGUGGCAAUGAAGGAGAGCUCGGGCAAGGUGUACCGGACCGUCAAGGAUGAUCAGGCCGUCCUGAUCCACCCGUCGACGGUCCUGCGCACCGAGUUUGACUGGGUCCUUUACAACGAGUUUGUGCUGACGUCGAAGCAAUACGUCCGCACCUGCACGGGAAUUCGCCCAGAGUGGUUAUUGGAAAUCGCGCCGGUCUACUACGAUCUGGACACGUUUGAGCAGGGAGAAGUGAAGCGCUCCCUCCAGCGCGCUGCGGAGAAGAAGAGGCGCAAGGAAGCCAUGAAGGGGGGGCGGUGA
Molecule: messenger RNA, 2307 nt
Organism: Purpureocillium lilacinum
Lineage: Eukaryota; Fungi; Ascomycota; Sordariomycetes; Hypocreales; Ophiocordycipitaceae
Product: DEAH-box ATP-dependent RNA helicase prp43
Cellular component (GO): spliceosomal complex; intracellular anatomical structure
Molecular function (GO): RNA helicase activity; ATP binding; RNA binding
Source: RefSeq, a predicted model, not a curated record